AUGAAGACCGUUUUCGCCAUCGCUGCCUUCGCGGCCGGCACCAAUGCCCUCGUUGGCCGCAGCGAUAGCUGUUGCUUCCACCUGACUGCCUCCGGCAGUCUGUCCGGAUCCCUUGGCCAGCUCAGUGAUGGUCAGGUUCGUCUCGGUGACGACAGCCUGUCUGCUGCGGACUUCUGCAUCAACUCGAGCGGUGCUAUCACUGAUAGCGAAGGCCGUGGCUGCAUCGUUACUAGCGAGACUACACAGUUCCAGUGUGACACUGGUGCCAAUGCCACCACUGGUUUCUCUAUCAACUCGAACGGUGGCCUUGAGUACCACAACAGCCCUCGUUUCAUUGCCUGUGAGACUGGACAGAACAAUGGCCGUAACAUCUACACUACCAACAGCACUUCCGUGACCAUGUGCAAGAACAUCGAGCUUACUGCCGAUUCUUGCUCUGGCUCCGGUGCCGGUGCUUCGUCGUCGCCCAAGCCCUCUGCUUCUGCUUCUGCUUCCAGCAUCCCGGUGGCCCCUAGCAGCUCUGCUGCUACCCCGGCUCCCAGCUCCCCUGCUCCAGUCUACACCUCUCCUGCUGCCUCGGCUCCUAGUGCCCCGGCCCCGGUCAACAGCUCCCCCACUGCUGGCUCUGCGCCUGCCCCGUCUGCUGCUACUCUCUCGGGCUCGCCUAUCUAUGUGACCAGCACUGUUACGGUUACUGACUGCAGCUGCGCCAAUACCACUCCCGGUCUUCCUGUUCCCAGUGGAGGUGCAGGCUCCGCUCCCAGCGGUUCUCCUGCCCCCUCUUACUCUCAGGCACCGGCUCCUAGCGGCUCUUCUCCUUCUGAGAGCGCUCAGCCUUCUGGACCUAUUGGUGGCUCCACCCCCAGCGCCUCUGCUGCCCCCUCUCCCUCCCAGAGCGUUCAGCCCUCCGCACCUGCCGGUGGUUUCUCUACCUCCGCUUCCCCCGUUGAGUCCGUGGCACCCACCACUAGCUCCAUGGUCGCUCCCGCUCCCAGCACCACCGCAGUCCAGUCUUCGGCCUCCUCUACCGCGACCCAGUCGUCUGCUAGCAGCUGUGCCACCACCCUCACCUCCGGCGAGUACCAGUACCCCCACCUGAUCAUCCCCAUCAACUCCUCUACCCCCGAUACCGCCUACGGCACCCAGUACUUCGGCACUGUUCGCGACACCGUCUCGACCAUCUUCAACUUCGACAUCCCGUCCUCGUACGAGGGUUCGACCUGUAACCUGGUCUUCAUGUUCCCCCAGAAGGCCGAUCUCGAGACCUCCGACUACACCUUCAGCGGUGAUGGCAAGAUUGACUUCUCCAAGCUGUCUGAGGUUGCUAGCAGCUCCACCACCUACAACAACGCUCCCUCCGUCUCCGAGGACCUUGGUGACAUCACUAUCUCUGCUGGUAACAGCUACGUUGUUUCCUCCUUCUCUUGCCCCGCUGGCGAGACCGUCGCCUAUGAGAUGUCCGAGGCCGGUACCACUGACCUCUACUGGUUCAACGACUGGAACCCCUCUCCUCUGGGUCUCUUCAUUACCAAGUGCUAA
Penicillium longicatenatum is the source of this 1539-nucleotide messenger RNA. Its product is annotated as putative GPI anchored cell wall protein. Lineage: Eukaryota; Fungi; Ascomycota; Eurotiomycetes; Eurotiales; Aspergillaceae. The record is from RefSeq and is a predicted model, not a curated record. The coding region runs from base 1 to 1539 and encodes 512 amino acids. The transcript has 3 exons.